Molecule: messenger RNA, 1641 nt
Organism: Botrytis deweyae
Lineage: Eukaryota; Fungi; Ascomycota; Leotiomycetes; Helotiales; Sclerotiniaceae
Exons: 9
Coding region: 1-1641 (546 amino acids)
Molecular function (GO): iron ion binding; heme binding; oxidoreductase activity, acting on paired donors, with incorporation or reduction of molecular oxygen
Source: RefSeq, a predicted model, not a curated record
AUGAGAAUUCUACAACCAUUCAUGGAGCAUUCGCUCUUGAUUCUCAUCACGACUUUCCUAGUAUGUCAGGUCACAUUGGUGGUUUAUCGACUUUACUUUAGUCCUCUGGCUAAGUUUCCAGGUCCUAAAUUGGCGGCGGCAAGUCUCUGCAAGAGGAAGUUCCUCGAGGAAGAGAAAGAUUGCCUCAUUGUGGUGUCUUUGCAAGAGAUGAGGUAUGAGUUCUACUAUGAUGUUUGGCGUGAUGGACAAUUUACUUUUAAGAUCAGAGAGUUGCAUAAGGUUUAUGGUCCCAUCAUCCGCAUCUCUCCUCAUCAACUUCACGUCUACGACCCCGCUUUCUAUGAAGAAUUGUAUUCUCAACACAAAGUCCGUCACAAGUAUGCCUACUUCCUCGAUCGUUUCCAACUUCCAGGUUCAGCUUUCGGAAGUGUCGAUCAUAAACUUCAUCGAGAAAGACGCGCUGCUCUCAAUAAAUAUCUCUCAAAGCAAACGAUCAAGAAAUUGGAACCUAUGUUACUUGAUAUGCUUGAUAAAUUAUGUAGAAGAAUUGAAGAGUUUAAGGAAAAGGGUGAGAAGUUGGAUAUGAGAGUUGUUUAUCAGUGUUUUAUAACUGAUGUUAUUACUUUGUACGCACUAAAUCGUUCCUGGAAUCAUCUUGAUUCUCCCAAUUUCUCACCCCUCUGGGUCGAAACCAUAGCCGAAACCGUCAAAUUAGGCCAUCUCCUAACACAAUUUCCUAUCCUCCUACCUAUUUCUCUAGGACUUCCCAGAUGGUUUUUAAAGAUCACCAAACCUGGUUUUGCCAUGCUCAUGGAUUUUCGCAAGGCAAUUGAAGUAGACACCCAGAAUAUCCUUGAUGGUAACUACAAAUUUGAUCCCGAUAAAGGUAAUGGAAUUGAAGGAACAAUCGUACAUGCAAUUCUGGAAUCAGAUGAAAUCCCUCCUUCGGAAAAAGAGUUUCAAAGAUUAUUUGAAGAAGCAUUUGUACUAAUUGGAGCUGGGAGCGAUACGGUGUCGAACAUGUUGACUAACACACAUUUCCAUCUUCUCGAUAAUCCACAACAUCUGAAAACGUUGAGAGAUGAAUUAAAAUCAGUUAUGCAGGAUCGAUACGCAAGAGCUUGUCUGAAAGAUCUUGAAGGCCUUCCCUUUUUAAAUGCUGUUACUAAUGAAGGUUUGAGACUUUCUUAUGGUGUAUCAACUCGUCUUCCUCGUAUAUCUCCUUAUGAAGUUAUGAUGUAUAAAGAUUGGGAGAUUCCUGCUGGUACACCCGUCUCCAUGACCUCCGUCCAUAUGCACCAAAACCCCGAUAUCUUCCCCGACCCACUGACAUUCAACCCCUACCGCUGGCUCACCACUUCCUCUCCCACCAAUAAUUCUUCCACCACUGCACCCCUUCAAACCCUUACCCCUGACAAAACUCUCGAAAAAUAUCUCGUCGCUUUUGGCAAAGGAUCGCGCUCCUGCGCAGGCAUCAAUCUGGCCAAAACCGAAAUCUUACUCACGCUCGCGACCAUCUUUAGAAGAUAUGAAGUACAGGAGUUGGUGGAGACGGAUAGGAGAGAUGUGGAGAUGAAGAGGGAUUUGUUUUUGCCGUUUCCGGAGGUGGGGAGGGGAGGUGUAAGGGUUAGGUAUGGAUAG